AUGACCCCGUGUAACGGUUCAUUGGUCGUGCGCUCGUGCAAGAUGGCAUGGGCGACGUUGGGGGUCUUGUGGUCGGGUCCAGAGAUGGGGCGAGAUCAGCAGGCGGAGGAGCUUGAAGUGGCGGAGGAACAUGAAGUGGCGGAGGAACAUGGAGUCGCGGGAAAGCCUGUAGUGGAGGACGAAGGACGCGCGGUGGGGGAGCCUGGAGUGGCGGAGGAGCAUGGAGUAGCGGAGGAGCCCGGCGUGGCGGGGGAGCCUAAAGUGGCGGGAGAGGGUGGAGUGGUGCGGGAUCCAGGAGUGGCAGGGGAGCCUGGAGUGGUGGGGGAGCCUGUAGUGGCGGGGGAGCAUGGUGUGGCAGGGGAGCCUAUAGUGGCGGGCGAGGGUGGAGUGGUGGGGGAUCCAGAAGUGGCGCGGAGCCUGGAGUGGUGGGGGAGCCUGGAUCGUCGGAGCAUGUUGUUGUGA
Molecule: messenger RNA, 462 nt
Organism: Closterium sp. NIES-65
Lineage: Eukaryota; Viridiplantae; Streptophyta; Zygnematophyceae; Desmidiales; Closteriaceae
Source: the annotation of a GenBank genome assembly